AUGUCGACCCGCAAGCGAAAGCAGGACGCCGAGGAGGAGGAGGAGCUUCAAGCUCUCCCCUCGGACGAAAGUGACGAGGAAGAGGAGUAUGAAGAGUCCGAGGGUUCCGAGGUCUCUUUCGAUGACGAGGAAGAUGAUUCUGAGGUAGAAGCUCCUCCGCCAAAGAAGAAGACUAGGAUCUCCAAACCCAAGGAAGAUGAAGACGAGGAAGAAGAAGAACCUGAGCCUGAGGAUGAGGAUGAGGAUGAGGAUGACCCAGAGGAGGAUGCAAGCGCCGAUGAAGAGGCCAACGGCGCUACAAAGAAGGCUCCUCCUAGGGCAGAGAAGUCUCGGAAGGUCAAGCCCACCGCCACGACCGAGCCUGUGCCUGUUGUCGCCGAUGACGAUGAUGAGUAA
Molecule: messenger RNA, 396 nt
Organism: Lindgomyces ingoldianus
Lineage: Eukaryota; Fungi; Ascomycota; Dothideomycetes; Pleosporales; Lindgomycetaceae
Exons: 3
Coding region: 1-396 (131 amino acids)
Source: RefSeq, a predicted model, not a curated record